Hyaena hyaena (striped hyena) is the source of this 4991-nucleotide messenger RNA. RefSeq names its product spermatogenesis-associated protein 31D4-like. NCBI's taxonomy places the organism in Eukaryota, Metazoa, Chordata, Mammalia, Carnivora, Hyaenidae. The record is from RefSeq and is a predicted model, not a curated record.
AUGUUACCAUCAUCACCACUCUCAACAAUUAGCAAGAAAGAGGUCCAGGGCAAGCUAGACCGUGGAAGAGUUGGAAGUAGCUCCCACGGCUCUGGCUCUGCGACAUCAGUACAGGGAAGUUCUCAGCCAAGAGCCGAGGAUAAGACAGAAGUCCGCCCAACUGUAAAUAACAGACCUGAAAAGUCUUACUUCCGCAUCUACGUUUAUCUGACGUUCUCCUUAAGUCCUGCUUAUGCCUUAAGUCACGCAUGUCACGUCCCAUCAUGCCACACACUUCACGUCAUAUCACGUCCCGCACGUCACACAUGUCAUGCAUGUCACGACACGCGACACGAUAUGCGGCAUGACACCUCAACAUGCUGGGAGACUGACCCCAACUUCACCAUCUUGUGUGGGUUGGGGUUGCUUCUUCUGUUCCUGUGCUACCUGAUAGAGAUUCCAUUUCCAACCUGGAACAUGAAAUCCAUCCAAAAGCGUCAAGACAGAGCCGAGAGGAGGAGGAAUGAUGGUACACUGCAAGGUAAGGUUCUACUUAUUCCACCUGAGCUCUCCAAGGAUGACCCUUUCUGUCCUUUCCAUGAAGUUCCAGUUCCAAGAUUUCUGAGGAUGGAAUCAUAUAUAACACCUAUGUUUCUACCUUCACUACAUAUAACCCGCUCUCUUGGUUUCCCAGGUUGGAAAUGCAGUCAGAGAGAAGAGGAAGAGCUAAGGAAGCAGAUGUCUAAUUGGAGGAGCUUUGUACCUCCUAUCUCCUGCAGCCCCCUAGGUCGGCAUUAUGAUAUCAUCCACAUUCGUCAACUGUUAUGUCCAGAUCCCUUCUGUGAGGUGUGUAAUAAUACCACUGCUGAGAUCAAUUGUCUGCUGUACCCAGAGGCCCUGGAAGAUGCUACUCCUUUGGUUUCCACAGCUCCUGUGACUGACUCAUCGUUCACAUUGUCUUCUGCUUUCUCAGCAGACCCUCCAGGACACCUAAUAUCAGCUUCUCUGCCUGAUCCUCCCCCACCACCUGCCUCCACCUUCCUACCUAACCCAAUGACCCUCUUGGCUGACCUUUUUCCACCCUCACCACCGGAUCACUCUUUGCCACCAGAGCCUUUUCCUCCCUUGGAAUCCAAUUUCCCUGACGAUCACUUCCCACCCCAACCUCUUGCCUUUUCCCAUCUCCCACCAUAUCAUGCUCAGAAAGAGGACCCUGUUACUCAACCAGAGGCCAAUAUGUCUCUCAAUACCAUCUUCUCUCUUGAUCCCACUCUUUCCCAAGAUGUCAACUCCUUAUCAGAGUUGUCCCAGACACUGAAUCCCACUGAGACUUGUGCUUGUCAUGUUGCAUCACCAACCCUGUCUGUUUCACCACCACCAGACUGCACUUUAACUGUGACUCAGUCUAAAUCCAUUUCCAUCACCCUGAAGCCUAUUCCAGAGAACUCCUCUCCAGAUGGCCAUGUUGUGCUGUCCACUCAUAUUUCCAAAAUCAAAGACAUUGACCAUGCAACCUUGUCUGCCUCAGACUUCUCUUGGUGGAAAGCUCAUCACAAAGACUUCUUCUCUUCUACCUUGGCUCAAUGUGAUUUCAGCCAAGAGUUUCUUGCCCUCCAUUCUUCCAAGGCUGUUUCCAGGGGAGACCCUGCAGCCAACCUUGUAGAGCCUGGCAACCUCUCUUUCCUGAGCCCUGAAGUCCUGGCACUUCUGGAGGAACAAGUCCAAAAGAGGGGUGAUUUCCUGAUAUGGAAGGAAAAAAAGAAGGGUUCUUUUCCAAAACAACUUGGGCCAGACUACACACUAAAUUCUUCAGGAAAAGUGUCAGAGUCAAUUGCUGACAAACAUGACUUGGCAGCCUCCCUUCCUUUCUGGAACAGCAAAGACAAAUCAAAGGAAAUCCAUGUGCAUCCACAGCCCCCAUAUCUUACAACCUUGGCAGAGGGCAAUUUACAGCAAACACCUAUCCAGCUCUUCUGGGGUCUCCCAACUCUGCAUAGCGAGUCCUUGCCCUCUGCUGCCCAUGUCUCAGAUGAUUCUGCCUCAGUUUUUACUUUCAAUAGAAUCUCUACCUCCACAGACCAGGAAUCCCCAGUCCUUCUCCAUCCACUUACUCUAGGCUCACCUGAGAUCCAGCCUCAACCCUUGACUCAAGCACAGCCUCAAAGCCAGCCCCAACCCCAGCCCCUACCUCUCACUCAAGUCCAGCCUGAGGUGUACCUUCAAACCCCACUCCCAAUCUUGCUAUCUAAUCCUCUACCCCAGAUUAAGAUCUGUGGAGUAUGCUUUCAUAGACCCCAGAGUGAAUCAGAGUCUCUCAUCUCCUCUGAAAUUCAACACCUAGAAUGGAACUUGUUGCAGAAGCAACAGGAACAUUUGUGGGGUUUACCCAGUGUGGUUCAAAGAUCCCAUGAGGACUUCUGUCCUUCAGCUCCUAGCCUAUCUAACUGCCAGGCCUCCCAGGCCCAUGGUGCAUUUUCUAUCCUUCCUGGACUGUUUCCUCUCAGUGAUGAGGUUCGUAAGAAACUAGAGCAUCACCUGAGAAAGAGGCUCAUCCAACACCGGUGGGGCCUUCCCCGCAGGAUCCAUGAGUCUCUAUCACUGAUAAUACCUCCGAGGAAUUUUUCAGAGAGACCUGAGAUGCAGCACUCUCAUGGACGCCCACAGAUCUCUAAGAGUCAGAGUAGCAAAACUCUAAAUGUUGGGUUGAGCCAACCUGAAAGCUUCCAUGAGAGGGACUCGGAAAGGCUUCAGCUAGAGGAGGCCAAUGGGAAGGAUCUGGGAAACAACCCAGAGGAUGGACCAAAAGAUCAUCAGUUUAGUGACCCAGAGAGCUCUUUAGAUAAGGAUAUGGGGUAUGAUGUGGAGAAAGCACGUAAAAGCCUGCAUGAGAAAAAUUCAAGGGCAUCUGUGGGGAUUCUAGGUUGGAGACAACUUGAAAAUCUCCUGAAAACACAUUUGAGCAAAAAGUCUGAUGAGAUCAAUGAGGGUCGGCUCCCCGAGACUGUACAUAUUUCAUGGCGUACUAUGAAGGAGACAUUCCUUCCUUCUAAGAAAUCCCAUAUUGAAAUACAGCAAAGAGUUCUGCCACCAUCAGUGGAUGGGGACUAUGGCCUGAAUACCUCCCAGGAGCUUUCCUUUAUUGAAUCUACGACACAACAGAGGCUGGAAUCCCAUAUCAAACAAUUUCAUAGGAGGAUGGUACAGGGCCUUCCCCCCAAGGUCCUUGAAUCCAUAGAUAUCUUUAUAUUGAAAGAGUUUCCCUCCUCAACUAACUGGAUUUCUGAGGCCAUCUCUAAAUCUGGGGUCUUCAAGUCCCAUAGAGGAAGCUCUAAAUCUCUCCAUGGAGACAAAGUAAACAGCAAAUUCGGCCCCAUCCUGGGCCAUUCUCUCCCUGCCACCCCAACUGUGGGCAAGGAAGGCCAGAGAAUCCUGGCAAAAUCACCUGCUCAUAUCAACCAUGAGCUGGCAGAGGAUGCUCCGAAAAUUAAGGAUGGCAGACAGACUCUUCAACCUUUCAGACACAGCACCAUACACAAAGUGAGUCAAAGACUGACGCUAGCCAAUAGAUGGCUCUCAAAGCAGCCCACAAAGCAAGCUGGGGUCAGAUGUGAGCCAAAGGAUAAGACCAUAAAUCCCAAUGACAGAGUAAAAAUGCACCACCACAAAACAAUGAAGAAUCCAGAACCCAUUCCCAUGCCCAAAGUGUCCCAGGGAGAUAUUCAGGGUUGAGAACUUGGUGUGUGUCAAUCAAAAACUAGAGAUAUCUUGACAACCAGCAAACCAAGAAGCCCCCAAAUGGUCAAUGUGAGUGUAAAUAAGGUCAGACCUGUGACCACUAAAAGCCAUCCACAAAACAUAUCAAUUCCGCAAGAUCAUAAAUUAACAGUCCUUAAAGAACAACUGUAUAAGGAGUUCAAGCUUAAACUGGAGCAAAGAGAGCAUAGCUGGGCCCAGAGCCAACACAACGACCUGCCCCUCUUGAUUCACAAGCCCUCUCUGACUCAUAACCAGGUUGACUCCAGUGGGGACAGGGGAGCUUCCCAGGUGCUGCACAUCCAUCCUGAGGACACAGGAAUUAGUAUGGGACAGCAGCAGGAGCCUUGGGUCCCUAAACAUGUCUUAAGGAAGCACCAGCACAAGUAUUUCCCACCAGCUACAGAGACAAUGAGCCCUUCGUGCUCUAAAGCACAGAAGUUUGGUAGAGGGGAUGCAGAGUUGGGGACAUACCAACUCAUAAGGAAGAGGUUCCCUACUCAGGAUGUAGAACUGCAGGGGAAGCUUGGGAGCCAGUCCUCCCACAAGAAAAAUGAGCACUAUUUUACAUGCUUUAAAUCUAGGAGUAAGUGCAAAAGAUCAGAAAACUCCCAGGAAAAGGGCAGCUUCCUCUCUGUGCAAAGCAGAGGCAUGGUUCAAGGUAGAGCUGCCUUUACUGGGAUGACAGAAGCUCAGAAAAUCAAGAAAAAUAUUGAGAAGCCUCUAGAAGAUAAAAUGGAACAUCGGUAUGCAAUAGAUAGCAUCUGCCCUCAACAGCUCCUUUUGUCCCCAGCCAGGUUUGGGAAAAAUCAAAAGGAAGCAUAAGCACAGGCCCAGACACAAUCUGUCCUGGGACGUACUUUCAACUACAGGGCUUCCUCCUGUAACAAGAUAAAUACCAAGUCCUGCCACCAAGAAGCUGUCUUUGUGGGUCACAGUCAUUCUCCAAGUAUUAGAUCAGAGACAAGGUCAGCCUGGGCACUUAAGCUGUGGCACUUAAGGACCAGCUAUUGUGUCAGAACCAUUGCCUGUCUGUGCCCCACAGGGAGCCUGUGCCCCACACAUGCCACACCUGCAGGCCUCAAGCUGGCCAGGGGCCUUCAGCCACUCUCACCACUGCUAAAGGCAUAGUAUUCAGAUAUCUGUCUCUAUGAUUUAGAAGGAAAAGCCUUCUCCAGAAUUUCCAAGGGAGGGAAAUAUCCCACCCCAAAUCCCACAAGAUAAUCCCUUGAUUCUCUCCAAUAAAUAUUUCUCUAAUA